Pseudozyma flocculosa PF-1 is the source of this 1479-nucleotide messenger RNA. RefSeq lists its product as uncharacterized. The record is from RefSeq and is a predicted model, not a curated record. Gene Ontology annotation, molecular function: DNA-binding transcription factor activity, RNA polymerase II-specific; zinc ion binding. Bases 1 to 1479 code for a protein of 492 amino acids. NCBI's taxonomy places the organism in Eukaryota, Fungi, Basidiomycota, Ustilaginomycetes, Ustilaginales, Ustilaginaceae. The transcript has 3 exons. Gene Ontology annotation, biological process: regulation of DNA-templated transcription.
AUGUCGACCUCAAGCAAGCGCACCUUCGACGUGCUCGAAAGCUCCACCGGCGACUCCGCGCUGCAAGGACGCCUAGUCCCUUCUGGCUCGACCACCGUUGAGCCUUGGAAGACGGUCCGGUCGGAUUGCUCCUCGCUCUCGUGGGACUCGGAUCUGUCGCCGCCGCCACCCUUGCCGAUGGAGCUUCCGAGGGACCCUGAGCAGCACCUGCAACAGCAGCACCAGGAGAAGCGGCCAAAGAGGAGAGGCAGGAUCAGCACUCGACCCCAGCCUCCGUUUGUAUGCUUCUGCGGAAAGCAGUUCAAGAGGCAUGAGCACAUGUCGAGGCACAAGGCUACGCACAGCGACGACCUCAAGUAUGAAUGCCCCAUCUGUGGCAAAGGCUUCCGCAGGCAGGACGUCAUGCACCGCCACACUCAGACGCACUCGCGCACCAACUCGAACCACGCGCCGAGGCGCAAGGCGGCCAAGGUGCUGACCGACCAGACCCACAGGCAGACGGCGGCGCUCUCGAGGGCGGACCGCGCCUGCGUGCCAUGCAAGCGCGCCAAGCUGCGGUGCGACGGCCAGUUCCCGUGCUCGCGAUGCGUGUGCCACCCGAACAAGGACUGUCACUAUCAACACGGCCAUGCAUUGACGUCGGCGUCGGCGUCGCCGUCCGGCUCGUCGCUCAGCAGCGCGCUCCAGUCAAGCCCAGCCGACUACGACCAACCGCUGCUCCUGCCACCUCCGAUGUCGCACAGCGGCUACCCGCACCUCUACCACGACAACGGCAGCAUGACCCGUUACAUGAGCGAAGACGCCUCAAUGCCUUCGGCGUCGACCUCAAUGCCGGCGCCUGCCUUUGCUCCCAUCCCGAGCUGGGCCUUUGCUGGUUUCUGCGACCCAGAACGCGGUUUCACUCGAGAGCACGAGAGGGCCGCGUCGGUGCCUCAGCAUCCCUCUGGCCCGGAUGCGUUCGACAGGUGCUACGUGCCGACGCAGCCGUACGGUGCCCUUGACGGCAACAGUGGCGGACUCGGCCUGACGUCGAACCCGCCUCCGUCGUCGCUCACUUGGACGGCCAGGGGUUCAUGGGACAAUUCGUCAUCGCAGCACAACGAGCACACGUACAGCAGCAGUCACGGUGUCGAUGGUCACGGCGGUCUCGUGUCGAUGUCGAUGGGACACAGCGGUCGCGGCGCCUUUGAGCAGCAACACCAGCACUGGAACACGCUCAGCGAGACCGCGGCAGUCUCAGAGGCGGGCACGCUUUCGGCUUCCGACCGUUCCUGCUCGACCUCGCCGUUCUUCGUUGGCGGGCGCGCUUCCCCGCCGCCGCCUCCGCCGCCUCCGGCGUACCUGUCGAUGUGCCAGGGCGACGUCAAGAGCGAGGCGCCUUACUCUUCGCUGCAUUCGAGCGCCGACACGCCCUUCUACCACUUCAGCUCUGCCGUCGCGGCUCCGACGCCGUUUUCCUCGGCCUCUUUCACUGCAUAG